This is a messenger RNA of Sipha flava (yellow sugarcane aphid), 884 nucleotides long. RefSeq lists its product as uncharacterized. Lineage: Eukaryota; Metazoa; Arthropoda; Insecta; Hemiptera; Aphididae. The record is from RefSeq and is a predicted model, not a curated record.
UUCAACCUUCUAUUUCAUCGUGACGCAGUUGUUAUCAUUGAAUGUACGCUGUCGAGUUUCUGUACAGACUGCCAAAACUCGUUGAAGAGUAAUCUCAAAGUCAAAAUAACACGUUGUGUUCAUUACGUAUAUUUAUUUGGAAUUCAAUUACGCUAUAAACCGUUGUUUAACACGAUGAUACUCGGAAUUUUAUUAAUAUUUUUUGUAUCAUGGCAUACAACAAAGGCGAACUACGCGAUGAUUAUCGAAGAAUUGUCAAUUUGCGCACCAAAUUCGAAAAUUGUAACAAACUAUACAUACACUAGUGCAACGAGGAAAGGACCAGUUGGACAAUACGAGAUUUUAGAAGAUAUAGAAUCAAAUUCCAAUAUUCAGGUGUCAACGAGUGCCCAAUACAAUUCUUAUACAGGAUUCCCGUUGAAGAUUCCUAGGUUCAAUGUUACAAAAAUUAGUUUUUGUACGUUUAUCAGUAUCGACUCGUAUAUUUUACCAUAUUUUAGGCAAUUCAUUGAUUUGGAAAAACAUUGUCCUUUGAAACAGGGAGUGUAUAUGAUUCAUAGAAGCUCGAUUUUGAGCAACAAAAAAUGUUUCAUACCAUAUGGUUGUUGGAAUUUCGAGAUCAAGCUCUGGAAAAACGGGAAAACGUUCGGGUGCCUUCAUGUUUUAGUACAGAUCUUACCGUCGUUGAAUUCAGUAAACUUAAAAUGCAAUAAAGGAUGAAUCACGCGUAGAAUCAAAAAUGUUAAGUGUUGGUGAAGUUCAACAAUGAUUAUACACUAAUCACAUACUGUCAUUAUGCACUGAUAAAUUCAAGUGAAAUGUUCUGUAGGAGUAUAUUAUGCAAAAUACUUAUUAUUUUAUUACAUUAUAAGCACAUCCAUCUA